Molecule: messenger RNA, 2216 nt
Organism: Thermothelomyces thermophilus ATCC 42464
Lineage: Eukaryota; Fungi; Ascomycota; Sordariomycetes; Sordariales; Chaetomiaceae
Exons: 13
Coding region: 180-2216 (678 amino acids)
Biological process (GO): NAD+ biosynthetic process
Cellular component (GO): cytoplasm
Molecular function (GO): ATP binding; NAD+ synthase (glutamine-hydrolyzing) activity; glutaminase activity
Source: RefSeq, a predicted model, not a curated record
GCUGAAAGCCGCCCCGCUGCAGCAGUCUCGAUACUUUCAGGUACAGAGGGUAGGCUGGUACCUUAGCGAUAAACAGAGCUCCCGCGCUGCUUGCUACGACCUUGUACAGUACUCGAAUCCAAAGCCAAGACAUUCACAACCCGGGACAUUGAUAUCUUCGCAACGCCCAAUUGCCGACCAUGGGUCAUCUCGUGACGGUUGCGACAUGUAGCUUGAACCAAUGGGUUCUCGAUUGGGAAGGGAACCUUGCCCGUAUCAUCGAGAGCAUCCACCAGGCAAAGGCGGCCGGUGCACGACUCCGCGUUGGGCCUGAACUCGAAAUCUGCGGGUACUCGAGCCUGGAUCACUUUCACGAGCUCGAUGUUUACACGCACAGCCUGGAGAUGCUCCGCCAGCUUCUGCUGGACAAGAGCACUCAUGGCAUCCUCCUCGACAUCGGCAUGCCCAUCCUUCACCGGAACCUCAGGUACAACUGCCGCGUCAUCUGCCUCGACGGCAAGAUCCUCCUGAUCAGGCCCAAGAUGUGGCUCGCCAACGACGGUAACUACCGCGAGAUGAGGCAUUUCACCCCCUGGAUGCGCCCGCGGGAGACGGAGUUCUUCCACCUGCCCAAGAUGCUGGCCGAGCUGCAGGGAGAGACUCACGUCCUCUUUGGCGAUGCUGUCAUCUCCACCCCCGAGACCGCCUUUGGCGCCGAGACGUGCGAGGAGCUCUUCACGCCCAAAGCUCCACAUAUCGACAUGGCGCUAGACGGUGUUGAGAUCAUCACCAACUCGAGCGGCAGCCACUUCACCCUGCGGAAACUCGACACCCGCCUGCAAUUGAUCACCGAGGCUACCCGUAAGUCUGGUGGCGUCUACCUGUACGCGAACCAGCAAGGCUGCGACGGCGAGCGCCUGUACUUUGACGGUUGUGCCAUGAUCAUUGUGAACGGCGAUGUUGUCGCCCAGGGGUCUCAGUUCAGCCUCAAUGACGUCGAGGUCGUGACCGCCACGGUCGAUCUCGAGGAAGUGCGGUCCUACCGCGCUGCCAUCUCUCGUGCCAUGCAAGCGGCCGCGUCCACGGCCAAGUAUCAGAGGAUCCAGACCCCGUUCGAGCUCAGCUCCGAAGCCGACGACUCCGAUGUCAGCAAGGCGCCAACUCUGCCCAUCCAGCCACGGUUCCACUCGGUUGAGGAGGAGAUUGCCCUCUGCGGCGGCUGCUAUCUUUGGGAUUACCUCCGCCGGUCCGGCGCCGCAGGUUAUCUGGUGCCCCUGAGCGGGGGGAUCGACUCGUGUGCGACUGCAGUGGUCGUCUACUCCAUGUGCCGCAUCGUGAUGCAAGCCGUCGAGCAAGGAAACCAACAGGUCAUCGACGACGUCAAGCGCAUCGCCAGAUACGGCGGCGAGGGCGUCCUGCCCAAGACGGCCCAGGAACUCUGCAACCAGGUCUUCACCACCAUCUACAUGGGCAUGAGGAAGCAGAGCUCGCGCGAGACCCGCCAGCGCGCCAAGGACCUCUCCGAGGCCAUCGGCAGCUACCACGUCAACCUCGACAUCGAUGACGAGUUCGGUCAGAUUCUGCCCACGGCGAGGGGGAGGCCCGGAGGUGGAAGUCUGCUGAUUCUUGGCAGUGCGAAUGUCGGCGAGGUGAGCCUCAGGGGCUACUUGACCAAGUACGACUGCUCGAGCGCUGAUAUCAACCCCAUCGGCUCUAUAGACAAGGCCGAUCUGAAGCGCUUCAUCGCAUGGGCCGAGAAGAGCUUUGAUCUGCCAUGCCUCCAUGACUUCCUGACGGCUGUCCCCACCGCCGAGCUCGAGCCCAUCACGCAAGACUACGUGCAGAGCGACGAAGCAGACAUGGGCAUGACAUACCAGGAACUGACCAUCUUUGGUCGACUGCGCAAGCUCAACAAGCUCGGUCCUUUUGGCAUGUUCCAGCGCCUUGUGCACGACUGGAGCAUCGACCGCGAGCGCAAGCCGGACGACGACGCACCGUACUAUACGCCGGCACAGGUCGCCGAGAAGGUCAAGAAGUUCUUCCACUAUUAUGCCAUCAACAGGCAUAAGAUGACCACACUGACGCCCGCCCUGCAUUGCAACGACUACUCGCCCGACGACAACCGCUUUGAUCUGCGCCCCUUCCUGUAUCCGCCCUUCUGGAAGAGCUGGAGCUUCAAGCGGAUCGACAUGGAGCUUGAAAAGAUUGAGAAGAAGCGGGCCAGCAAGAAACAGUGA